Miscanthus lutarioriparius is the source of this 690-nucleotide messenger RNA. The record is from the annotation of a GenBank genome assembly. Lineage: Eukaryota; Viridiplantae; Streptophyta; Magnoliopsida; Poales; Poaceae.
AUGAGGAGGUACAGCCCCCCUUAUCGUAGUCCCCCUAGGAGGGCAUAUGGUGGCAGAGGAAGAAGCCCCCCUCCUCCUAGGAGGGGAUAUGGAGGACACAACAAAGAGGGUAGUGGAAGCCUUUUGGUCCGCAAUAUCCCAUUAAGCGUCAGAGCGGAGGAUCUUCGAGUUUCUUUUGAAAGGUUUGGUCCUGUCCGGGAUGUUUACAUUCCAAAGGACUAUUACUCUGGGGAGCCUCGAGGAUUUGCCUUUGUGGAGUUUGUUGAUCCUUACGAUGCCUCUGAAGCCCAGUAUCACAUGAAUCGCCAAGUUUUCUUCGGUCGGGAAAUAGCUGUUGUUCUUGCUGCUGAGUCGCGAAAAAGGCCAGAAGAAAUGCGCAGCAGAGCUAGAGUCAGAGGUUACUCUGGUCAUGAAGGUCGCCGGUCUUCUUACUAUGGGCGGUCUCGUUCCCGUUCCCGCUCUCCUCGCUAUCAGGGCCGUCCUCGGUCGAGAUCACACUCUCCUGCUCCAAGGCGGCGAGAUGACUACUCUGCCUCUCCAAGGAGAAAGGAAGCGCAUCGUGCAUCUCCUCCCAGGCGCCCACCAAAGGAGCAUGAUGAAGAUAAGAAGCGGAGGUCCUACUCUCCUGCCAGUAGAGAUGAUGCUGACAAUGGUUAUGAGAAUUGCAUCAUAGUCCAACCUGGCAACUAG